This is a messenger RNA of Adineta ricciae, 2571 nucleotides long. The record is from the annotation of a GenBank genome assembly. Lineage: Eukaryota; Metazoa; Rotifera; Eurotatoria; Adinetida; Adinetidae.
AUGUCGAAUUCAACAAAUCAAAGUAAUGAAGUCUUACCUGAUUUAUCACGAGCUUUGCUGAUUCUCCCAAAAAUGGACAAAUAUAUGUUGUUAUUCAUUUAUAGUAGUGGAAUUCUUGGUUCAUUAUUAAAUCUGAUUACACUUCUUCAAAAAAAAUUCCGUAAAAAUCCCUGUUCAUUAUAUUUUCUUUCAGCUUCUCUCACUGACUUUUGUAUAAUGAAUGCAGUUGUUAUGACUGAUGUUCUUCGAUAUUUAAAUCCACCAUUAUUUACUUAUAUUAAUUUCACUGUAAUUUGGUGUAAAUUACAACAAUAUUUCAUAUACUUUUUAUCUUGUUUAUCAUCAACAUUUAUUACUCUCGCAUGUAUUGAUCGAUUUUGCACAAGUUCCCAUAGUUCACAACUUCGUAAAUUAAGUCAAAUCAAAUUGACUCGUCUAAUUAUUCCAUUUGUAUUAUCAAUAUGGAGUUUAUUUUCAAUCCAUAUGCUCAUUUUAUACGAUGUCGUACCAGCAACAUGCGAGAAUCCUUUUGAAAAAUGGUACAGUGACGCCACACUCCCAAUGAUCUUUGACUACACCAAACGCCAGAAAUUGGCGGAGUCAUCUGUCUUACGAUGGAUUCAUGUUCUAUUAUGGUCAUGGUUAAAUCCAAUUUUAACUAUCGGUUAUAAACGUCAAAUAACUGACGAUGAUUUAUUUGAGGUCUCAUUAAACGAUGAGUGUAGUCAGUUAUUAGCAAAAUUUGAAGGAGUAUGGGAACAACAUGAAAAGCAAUAUGAAUAUGUCAGUACAUGGAAAACAAUUAUCCAAACAUUUUGGAAACCAAUAUUAAUAGCUGGUCUAAUUUAUAUUCCAUAUAUUGGUGUCAAAAUAGCUCAACCAUUACUUUUAAGACAACUUGUUAACACUAUUAGUGAUAAGACUGUGCCUUCGUAUAUCGGUUAUUUAUAUGCUAUUGGAUUAGCACUUUCGACACUUUUGCAAGCUCUUUUACAUCAACAAUUCUUUUUUCGUUCAUCACGAGUUGGAUUACAUGCGCGAGUUGUACUUUCGUCGAUUAUUUAUAAAAAAAUGUUGUCAUUACCCACAAGAGCAAUUAUGAAAACAAAUACAGGACAAAUAGUUAAUUUGAUUUCAAAUGAUGCCAGUACAUUUGAAGAGUUUAGCUUUCUUAUUCAUCAUAUAUGGGGAGCACCAUUAGAAGCCAUUAUUGUUUUUAUUUUGAUUUGGAGUCAAAUUGGUAUUGCAACUCUAUUUGGUUGUGGUGUUUUACUACUUUUAGUGCCAUUACAAACAUUUAUUAGUAGAAAAUCGGGAAAAUAUCGAAAGGAAACUGUUGCAUGGGCAGAUAAACGUGUCAAAAUCAUUAAUGAAAUCUUAGUUGGUUGUCAAAUUGUUAAAAUGUAUCGAUGGGAAGAAGCGUUGGAAAAUGUUGUUUAUGAUACCAGAAAGAAUGAAUUAAAAAUUAUCCGAAAAGCAAGUCAACUUCGAGCAGUGAAUAUGGGCAUCUUUUUUGCAUCAUUACCAUUGAUUGCAUUAGCCACUUUUGGUGGAAAUUGGUUGAUGGAUCAACCAUUGUCUGCUGCGAAUAUAUUCAGCAUUUUAUCAUUGUAUAAUAAUUUACGAUUACCACUAACAAAUGUUUUACCUCUUGCUAUUGGAAAAUUAAUUGAAAGUCAAAUAGCAUCAAAACGUAUUAAUCAAUUCAUGAAUUUAUCAAAGCAGACUUGCACAACAACUCUUGAAAAAGAAAAUAUUCUAUUUUGUAAACCAUUUCAUAAAGAAAAAUAUGAAGAAGUCAUCAAAUCAUGUCAAUUAAUUUCUGAUUUACGAUCAUUUCGAUCUGGUGAUUUGACAAUUAUCGGUGAAAAAGGAGUUAAUUUAAGUGGGGGACAAAAGGCUCGAAUCUCACUUGCUCGAGCAUUGUAUACUGAUGCGGAUAUUUAUUUAUUUGAUGAUCCGUUAGCUGCAGUUGAUCCAUCAGUUGCAAAGAAGAUCUUUCAACAUUGUAUUGGUAAUGAAAGUAUUGUGAAAAAGAAAACUCGAUUAUUAGUAACACAUCAAAUCCAAUUCUUAGCUGAAUUUGAUCAUUGUAUUCUAUUAGAUCGAGGAAAUAUUGAAAAACAAGGUUUAUUUAAUGAUUUAUUAUCAGUAACACAAAUCAGACAAUUAUAUGAACAACAUCAACAUCAUUCAAAUGAAACAAACGAAAGUAAAGAAAGACAUAAUAGUAUUGAUUCGAACUAUGAUUCAGCAAAUCAAUUCACGACAACUGAUGAAACUUCUAUUCUUAAAGAUGAAAUAUCUACGAAUGGAACAGUUAACAUCAAUGUUUGGUUAAAAUUAUUUACUUCUGAAUAUGGUUGCUUUGUAUUAGUUUUAUUAAUAUUUUUAAUGUUAAUAGGUCAAGGUAUUUAUGAUGCCACUAAUAAAUGGUUAAGUAUUUGGUCAUCAGAAAUAACAACAGAAAAACGUAAAACAUAUUAUUUAUAUAUUUAUUUAGGAUUGAUUAUUGGUACAAUGAUCAUCGGAUUAAUUCGUGCGAGUUAUUUCUUUCAUUCCCUCGACUGA